AGCGCGACUUUGGGCUCAGUUCGGUUUCACACUCGAACGCGAGCAGUAGUGUCCGCGAAUCAGUCUCCAAAAAAAAAAAUCAAGAGAAUCACCAAAAACCAAAUCAGAACACAAACUGCAGCACGCAUCUGAAGCACAGUCAAAUCAAAAUAUUCUCAAAUAUUCCAACAAUAUAAAUACAUUUUUUUGCGAGUGUUGUGUUGCAAGUGUGCCCAUUGAAAACCGUCGGAAAAUCAACAACGUAUCUUGGAACGAUCGCCUUUUUGGAUUAACGUACGGAGGCGCAGCAAAAAAAAAACACGGGGAUUCCGCGAGGAUCCUGACUGAAUCCACUUUUCAUCUAUAAUGCGUUGGUUGGCAGUGCGCUGCGACCACAGCUAAAGGCAGCACCACGGCAGCCGGCAACGGAAACGGAAAGACCAGCGGAAGGGGAAGUGGAAGUGGCUACCAUGCGGCGAUGGCUCGUCCGCUGCUCCUGCUCCUCGUCCUCCUGCUCGCCGCCCAGCUGCCCCACCUGGCCGAGGGGCGCAGCACCACCAGCAGCGGCGGUCUCACGGUGAUCGACAGCGAACGCCUGCGCAUUCGCACCACCUCCAGCACAGCUACAGCUUCAGCUACAGCUGGAGCUCAGCAUCCAAAUCAGGCGACGAUCCCCGCCAGCGUUAGUCCGCGCAAGCGCCAUCGGAAGCGGAACAGCAACUGGAUCGACUAUCGCAACUUCGACGAGAACACCACCGCCCUGGAGUGGGCCAAUCCCUGCGGGGGCAACUAUCAUCCCUCGGCGGGGGAUCGCUUCAAUCGCCAGCGGCCCAGGCAGAGCUUCAAUCAGCUGAAGCGACACGCCUUUAGGGAGUACCGCAGCCUGAACAGCAGCCAGGAUUCGGCCAUCGAUAUCCGCAACAUGACCAUGUGGUCGCUGCACACGCACAACUACAAGUUCCUGCCCAAGCUCAAGCCCAAUUCCACGAUUGCCCUGAAGCGCUGGUACCGCAACAUGCAAACGUACGUGGCCAGCUUCGCGUAUCUGAGGCGCCAGCAGAUCCGCUGGGACCAGCGGUCCAUCACCCGUGAGUCCAGCACCGCCCGCGAGCUGCGCGAGCUGCUCCUGAGCUCGCGGCGCAUCCUCUGCGAGCUGGAGACCGCCGUCAACCAGACGCAGAGUCCGCGCCAGAAGCAGCGGCGCAGUGGUGCGGCGGUCAUAUCAGUUGGUGGCUCCACCACCAGCACCACCACAAGCACCAGCACCAGCACCACUACAGUGGGUCAGCAGCUGCCGCAGAUCUCGCGUCUCGAGAUGAACAAGCGUCUGAAGCUGCGCUCCAAGACGAGUGGCUCCGGCAUGGGUGGUGGUGCAGCCACCAGUGGUGCAUCCAUGGCAGCCGGCGAGGCGGACUCGAUCGAUAUGCGCUUUGUGAAGCACCACUACUACGACUUCCUGCGCACCAUGUACCAGCUGCUGCGACGGGAUGGCAAGCGGGUGAGGAGUCGGCCACGUAAGCACCACAAGAAGCACAGGAACCAGCAGCAGAGGAGCCACAAGAAGCAGCAACAUCAGCAGCAGCAGCAGCAGCCGCAGCAACAGCAGCUGGCGGAUCAACUGGAGCAGCGGUGGCGCAGCUCCACCUUGAAUGGCAAGGAGUUCAACGAGGUAUCCAAGCCGGUGGCAGGUGGUGCUGCUGCAGGAGUUGCAGGUGCAUCCGGUGGUGGCAACAACCAGUUUGCACGUGGCAGACGUGGAAAGCGCCAGUCGAAGCGCGUGCAGCGCACGUGAAACCGUAUAUACAAUCAUCGCCUAUUCAUCCCCAAAUCAUCAGCACCACCCCAUUAUCCCAUUAUCCUCAGGACACGCCCCCUUCCCCUUUCCCCUUUCCCCUGUCCCACAAGCCCCAAAAACCCUCUAAUUUAACCGUUAAUUGAUCGAUCGUAGCUUAAGUAAAUUAUUUGAUUGCCAGCACAGAGUCCCUGUUCUCCAAUUCAUUGCAAGUAUUACCAUUACCACAUUCCGUAUUUAUUGAGAGCGAGAUACAUAUAUAUACAUAUACAUAUAUAGUUAUAUAGAGCAUAUGAAACCCCCAUCCGCAGUUGCCGUUCUAGUCACAUAAGAGCAACCGCCAACCACCACCAACACCACCCACUUUAAAGUAUUAUACACCACAACGCAUUAUCCCUUUUUAGCCCAUCCGGAACCCAUAUGGAAUACUAUGUGACCCCCAGUAGUCUAAGCUAAGCCAUCGCAUAUCCACAUCCAUAUCCACAUCCAUGUCCACAUCCAUAUCCAGUAGGCUAAGCUUCGAUCCUAAGGCACACACACACAUUUUUUUUCGUAGGCUAGCUUGUGUUUUGACAUCUGUGAUAUAGUGCUUGACUAGUUCGUAUCUAACCUAAUUGUACAUAUAGAGAGUAUACUGUAGUAUGGAUCGCAUUGGCGGCAUGUGGCUGCUGCAUCCAUGCCUUCGUAGUCCUAAGCUCGAACUUAGAAAUCGAUUUUCGUAUUUAUAGAACCGACCGACCUAUGACUAAGCCAGCAGCGGAAUAAA
Molecule: messenger RNA, 2537 nt
Organism: Drosophila santomea
Lineage: Eukaryota; Metazoa; Arthropoda; Insecta; Diptera; Drosophilidae
Product: KIN17-like protein
Exons: 4
Coding region: 458-1771 (437 amino acids)
Biological process (GO): embryonic development via the syncytial blastoderm; cell surface receptor signaling pathway via JAK-STAT
Source: RefSeq, a predicted model, not a curated record